Messenger RNA from Triplophysa rosa, 1494 nucleotides. Its product is annotated as membrane cofactor protein. Bases 227 to 1321 code for a protein of 364 amino acids. The record is from RefSeq and is a predicted model, not a curated record. NCBI's taxonomy places the organism in Eukaryota, Metazoa, Chordata, Actinopteri, Cypriniformes, Nemacheilidae. The transcript has 12 exons.
GGAAACACCAGCUGUCCCUAGUAGUUUGCGAUGUGCGUCGUCUGGAACGGAUUUCUCUGCGCUCCUUCAACAGUUCAAAUUGAGUUAGUAUGGGGAAUCCCUCUGUUUGUGUAGUGAUUUGUUGUCAUUUUCACGUUAUUCGCUCAGUAUCAUAGCUGUUCUGCCGCUUGAUAUAUUUAAUACGAGUCUAUUUAUAGUGUAAACAUUCAAAUCUAUUUAAGUGACCAUGGCAAACGCGAAGGUUUGGCUGCUGCUUCUGUUGCACUUUGCGCUCGUCUCUAUGGGAAGAGCGGAUUGUCCAUUGCCUCAACUGAAUGGCAGUGUUCUGCUGUCUGAGAGAUCCAUACUGCAAAACAACUUUCCAGACACUUCUGAAGCUUUUCUGGAGUGUCUCAAUGGAUUUCAGAGAGAGUCAGGGUCGACUUCAAUCUCCUGCUUUAACGGGGAGUGGAGCGCUGUGGAAUUAAAAUGCAAAAAGGUAGACUGUGGACAACCCAAGCCUUCACCACAUAUGACCUACAUCAUCUCGGAGGGAACGUUGUUUGGUUCUUAUACAAGACCCAUAUGCCAGAGAGGAUAUUACCUGGAAGGGUCGAGCUACAGACAGUGUCUUGUAACGGGCUGGAGUGGAAAAUCUAUGUGUUCACUGAUUAUUUGCGAAAAGCCUGCUGAAAUUGCACAUGGCAAAAUAGUGACACAGUUGCAUAAAGAGGAUGUAGUCAUGGACGAUGUCAUUGAGUAUUCCUGUGAUGCCAGCUAUGUCCUUGACGGAAACAGGUUCAUGAGAUGCAAUGAUGAUGGGGAAUAUGAUUCACCACCACCAACAUGCAAAGCCAUCGAAUGUCAAGUUCCAGAAGUUAAGUUUGGCAUCCAGAUUGAAGGAAAUCCCCCUUACUCCUAUAAAAGUGAAGCCAGAUUUAAAUGUGAGCCGGGUCACACCAUGAAAGGUUCAGACACGGCAGUGUGUGAGGAGAACGACUGGUCUGCCAUUCCUGAAUGUGUUCAAGAGAAAUCAAAUGCAGCGGAUACCACCGCAAAACAGACGACAGCAGGCGUUACCAUAAACACACCCACAACCAACACAAUUUUAAAUAAAAUAAAAGAGGAACAGCUCACUGUUUAUUCACUAAAUGGUGUCAAAACGGCAGUGAUUUUAAUCUCUGUGUUUGCCAUUAUGAUUGGUGGGGUGUUAUGGUUGGUACAUCAUCGUCAUAAACAAAGGGGUUCAUACAAUACUGGUGAAGGACAGUGGACAAAAGAAGAAGAAUUAUUACCAUUUCAAAAGCCAAGGGCAAACAAUCGGACCGCUCCUCUGGCCUAGUCUGCACUUUGUGGAUACAGUAUUAACUUCCUAAAGCUGCAAAUAUUUAUAUUCUUAAUGUUGUACUUUAUUUAUUAAAAAUGGUAUUUUCUACUUUUUAAAAUGUAUUCCAGACAUGAAUAAACACACAGAUUAUAUUUUUAUAUAUUUGAUUAAAGUAUGUUUUUACGUUU